Messenger RNA from Columba livia (rock pigeon), 3461 nucleotides. It is a transcript of the gene AMFR, whose product is annotated as autocrine motility factor receptor. Gene Ontology annotation, molecular function: ubiquitin binding; ubiquitin protein ligase activity. Gene Ontology annotation, cellular component: endoplasmic reticulum; cytosol; ubiquitin ligase complex. NCBI's taxonomy places the organism in Eukaryota, Metazoa, Chordata, Aves, Columbiformes, Columbidae. The record is from RefSeq and is a predicted model, not a curated record. Gene Ontology annotation, biological process: ubiquitin-dependent protein catabolic process; protein K48-linked ubiquitination; endoplasmic reticulum unfolded protein response. The transcript is spliced from 14 exons. The coding region runs from base 133 to 2052 and encodes 639 amino acids.
GUGGUUCGGGCCCGUUUCCUCCCCCGGCCCGGCCCCGGGGAGGGGCGGCGGGGCGGGCGCUAGGCCGCAGGAGCGGAGGGAGCGCGGCGGGCCGGGCCGGGGCCGCGGCCGGGCGGCAGCGAGAGCUCCGCGAUGCCGCUGCUGUUUUUGGAGCGCUUCCCCUGGCCCAGCCUCCGCACCUACACGGCGCUCAGCGCCCUGGCCCUGCUGGGCACCGGCCUCAGCGCCUACCGCGCCCUCAGCCAGGGCCCCGGCGGCGCCCAGCCGGACAGCGAAGCGGCGGACACCGCGUCGGUCGAGCCCCUGCGCCGCGGCGGCCCGCGGGCCCUGGACGUCGCCUACUACCUGUUCUCCGACAGCCUCUGCGUCUGGGUACUAGUGAACACUGCGUGCUGUUUUCUGAUGUUGGUUGCUAAGCUCAUCCAGUGCAUGGUGUUUGGUCCUCUUCGCGUCAGCGAGAGGCAGCAUCUCAAGGAUAAAUUCUGGAAUUUCAUUUUCUACAAGUUCAUCUUCAUUUUUGGUGUGCUGAAUGUUCAGACAGUGGAAGAAGUGGUCAUGUGGUGCCUCUGGUUCUCUGGACUUGUAUUUCUUCAUCUUAUGGUUCAACUCUGCAAGGAUCGAUUUGAAUAUCUUUCCUUUUCUCCUACCACACCCAUGAGCAGCCACAUCAGAGUCCUGACCCUGCUCAUAGCCAUGCUCCUGUCCUGCUGCGGAUUAGCCGUCAUCUGUGGGAUUAUUGGCUACACCCAUGGCAUGCACACGCUGGCUUUCAUGGCAGCAGAGUCUCUUCUUGUGACAGUCAGAACUGCUCAUGUGAUUUUACGAUAUGUAAUUCAUCUGUGGGAUCUCAACCAUGAAGGAACGUGGGAGGGCAAAGGCACUUACGUUUACUACACGGAUUUCAUCAUGGAGCUAACCUUGCUUUCACUGGACUUGAUGCAUCAUAUUCAUAUGCUGCUGUUUGGCAAUAUCUGGUUGUCAAUGGCGAGCCUGGUGAUUUUCAUGCAGCUGCGCUACCUGUUUCACGAGGUUCAAAGAAGAAUUCGGCGGCACAAGAACUACCUGCGCGUGGUUGGAAACAUGGAAGCUCGGUUUGCAGUUGCAACACCGGAGGAGCUGGCAGUCAAUAACGAUGACUGUGCCAUUUGCUGGGACUCCAUGCAAUCCGCACGGAAACUCCCUUGCGGCCACCUCUUCCACAACUCAUGCCUGCGGUCCUGGCUGGAACAAGACACAUCUUGCCCCACCUGCAGAAUGUCUCUUAAUAUCACCGACAGUCACCACGUGCGGGAGGAUCACCAAAGGGAAAAUCUGGAUGAGAACCUGGUCCCCGUGGCAGUAGCGGAAGGCAGACCACGCCUCAACCAGCACAAUCACUUCUUCCACUUUGACGGCUCUCGGAUUGCCAGCUGGCUGCCCAGUUUUUCGGUGGAAGUGAUGCAUACUACAAACAUCCUCGGUAUCACACAAGCCAGCAACUCCCAGCUGAAUGCUAUGGCCCAUCAGAUUCAGGAGAUGUUCCCUCAGGUUCCUUAUCACGUAGUUCUGCAGGAUCUGCAGCUCACCCGGUCCGUAGAGAUCACCACUGACAACAUCCUGGAAGGGCGCGUCCAGGUACCUUUCCCCACACAGCGUGCAGAUAGCAUUAGACCUGCGUUGAACAGUUCUAUGGAUCGGCACAGCACUGAUCAGGAGGACACUGAAACUGUCACUCAGACUGAGCGAGUGCCACUCGAGCUCAACUCAAGACUGGAAGAAAUGGCAGAGUUCAGUGAAAUGGAAGUAGAGCCCAGUGAAGCAGAAGAUUUUGAGGCCAGGGGAAGUCGCUUUUCCAAGUCAGCGGAUGAAAGGCAGCGUAUGUUGGUUCAGCGCAAGGAGGACUUGUUGCAGCAAGCUCGAAAGCGCUAUUUAAACAAAACCUCUGAUGAGGAGCUGGCCACAGAGAAGCCCUCUCCUGCGCCUGAGGGAGCGGCCGCCGAUGCCGUCACGCUGCGCCGCAGGACGCUCGCUGCCGCCGCCGAACGGAGACUCCAGAUGCAGCAGAACUCCUAGCGCUCGUGGCCCCCCCUCCUCCUCGUGAGCAGUGCUGAUAAAUAAAUUAAAUACAACCCCCCCGCGCUUUCUGUACCAGCAGGAAAGUGUCUCUUCAGAGUCCAGCCAGCUGUGCUGCCGAGCGAGCUGGCUGCCUCUCUGCUGUAUAAAGCAUGUGGUCUAAUAAUGUUUGGACAGCUGACAAAUUAACCUUUUUUGUAAUAUUUUCUAUGUGACGUUGAUCCCCUCCACAAGCAAAAGGCAAAUGCUAAACCGCGGGCGUGAUUUCUGCAGGUAGCGUGUGGUACCAGGCCGGCCGCGCAGCAGAGGCCGGGGAAAGUGUGUUCCGAAUUAGCAGCUGUGGGUGCAGGUUGCGGAGGGCACUGGCACGUUCAGCUCGAGGUCAGCGAGAGUUAUUCCAAGAAAGCUUAGAAAUUUGCAGCAAACCCUGCGGCAGAUGAGCAGGCACCCGCUCUGCUGUCCCCGUUCGUGUCGAGAAUAACGGGUGUUACACAGGGCGGUGUGAAGGGCCGGGGUGGCAUCGCUGGAAAGUCCGUUCGCAGACCGGAUGGAUGGAAGUUGUCUGGCUACGUAACGCAGAAAAAAACCCCAACCUAAUUAAUGCAUUUUGUAGCAAAGCGCCGGUUCACAUGAUUCCAGCAUGAAAUAGUUUGUUUACAGCGGCCGGGCCCCUCUGCACUGUCAGACUCUGGCUCUGUUCCCUCACCAGGGGCUGCGUUGUUUUCCUUUGCCUUUUGUGACCAGAAACAAGCACGAGAUUGAGGGGAAUCGAGUGAAGAAGAGGGGGCGUGAGGUGCGUUCCAGCCCCCGCAAUGCAGUGUUACCAUAAACCAAGGGACUAUAAGAGGAAAAACCCGCCUGUUCUGGACUCCGGAGCAACACGGAUGGGACUCCAUGGAGAAAGCUCCGAUAUCUUGCUUUUUAUUUCGUUUUCUUAACCCCACAAUUUCACUGCGAGUUUAUUCAGAGCGCGGGGGCGCCGGGGCCUCGGCUGCAGCCCGGCCCGCCAGCCUCUGGCAUUUUUAAAGGACUUUGACACGAGAUGCACGUGGAGCUGCCGGAGCGAGCUUGUGUAGUUCAGUUUUCCACGGCAAUUACUUAAUUUUUAAACUUCUGAAGAGUGAGUUCUAGUAUUGCUGUCCUUUAGAAGGAACCCAGUGUUAUCUAGAAUUGUUGGUAACUUUUUUUACUGUUGGUUUUUAGGACAUUUGAGGGUGAAUUUAAUGAGAGGAGUUGUAUCUCAAUGUUUAGGUGAAAAUAAUUUAUUUCAAUAAAACUCUUUGGGAAGCCUUACCUUGCAAUGCUAUUAGUAAACUUCAAAGAACUUUUUUUUGAGAUCUUUGGUUUUGCUCAGAGCUGCUUUGUUUUUAUUGUUUAAAAAAAAAUAAACUCUUGGUCAGUGUUGGAAA